Fukomys damarensis (Damara mole-rat) is the source of this 3359-nucleotide messenger RNA. RefSeq names its product WAP, follistatin/kazal, immunoglobulin, kunitz and netrin domain containing 2 (gene Wfikkn2). Lineage: Eukaryota; Metazoa; Chordata; Mammalia; Rodentia; Bathyergidae. The coding region runs from base 570 to 2288 and encodes 572 amino acids. Gene Ontology annotation, biological process: negative regulation of transforming growth factor beta receptor signaling pathway. Gene Ontology annotation, cellular component: extracellular region. Gene Ontology annotation, molecular function: serine-type endopeptidase inhibitor activity; receptor antagonist activity; transforming growth factor beta binding. The record is from RefSeq and is a predicted model, not a curated record. The transcript has 2 exons.
GGAGGGGGCCCAGCCCGGGGAGGUGGGGAAAGGCAAACAAACCCUCCUUUAAGUGAGCGUGCGUGUCCCGGAGCCAGGCCCCCCAGCGCACAUGCCAUUUCUGGCCCUUGAAGGGGUUAAAGGCCUCCCGGAGUCAAAAACAAGCAGGUGUCCCACCGUGCCAGAUACGCUGCCUAAACUGCCUCCAGCUUCCCCCUUCUGCAAUAAGUCUGGGCUCAGCCACGGGACAGAGGCGCCGCAGCCCGCCGGUGACAGGCGUCAGGUUAGCUGGCUCCCACUCGGGUGGCGUGCCCAGGAUAUAAAUCCAGGCUCGGGGCCCGCGGCGGCUCCGUCCCUACACACCGAGGAGGCCGGGUUGCCUUCUCCAGAUCCUGCUUUCAUCUGGAGCCGCUCUGCCCAGCAGGCUGCACUUGGAGGAGCCUUGGCCGCUGCAGCAGCCUUCAAGGGGAGACCUGCGGGCGGGAGGGCAGGUGUCGGGACCCGGGGAGGAGGAGGAGGAGGCACCGGUGGGUCGGGUCCCAGCCCCUGGCGUCCUCUCAGGGGAGGUCUCCGGCCACCCUGACCAGACCAUGUGGGCCCUGGGGAGUCACCCGUCCAGGUCCCACAGGGGGCUGCUGCUCCUGCUGCUGCUACUUGGGGUGCCCCUGCCAGGCCUGGCACUGCCGCCCGUCCGCUACUCCCACGCGGGCAUCUGCCCCAACGACAUGAACCCCAACCUCUGGGUAGAUGCGCAGAGCACCUGCAAGCGGGAAUGUGAGGCAGACCAGGAGUGCGAGACCUACGAGAAGUGCUGCCCCAACGUGUGCGGGACCAGGAGCUGCGUGGCGGCUCGCUACGUGGACAUGAGGGGCAGGAAGGGCCCCGUGGGCAUGCCCAAGGAGGCCACGUGCGACCACUUCACGUGCCUGCAGCAGGGCUCGGAGUGCGACAUCUGGGACGGGCAGCCCGUGUGCAAGUGCAGGGACCGCUGCGAGAGGGAGCCCAGCUUCACCUGCGCCUCGGACGGCCUCACCUACUACAACCGCUGCUACAUGGACGCCGAGGCCUGCUCCAGGGGCAUCACGCUGGCCGUCGUCCCCUGCCGCUACCACUUCACCUGGCCCAACACCAGCCCGCCGCCGCCCGAGACCACGGCGCACCCCACCACAGCCUCCCCAGAGACCCCCGGGCUGGACCUGGCGGCCCCCGCCCUGCUCCCCCACCCAGCGCACCAGUCGGUGACCGUGGGCGAGACGGUGAGCUUCCUGUGCGACGUGGCGGGCCGGCCGCGGCCCGAGGUCACCUGGGAGAAGCAGCUGGAGGACCGGGAGAACGUGGUCCUGCGGCCCAACCACGUGCGCGGCAACGUGGUGGUCACCAACAUCGCGCAGCUGGUCAUCUACAACGCGCAGCCCCAGGACGCCGGCGUGUACACCUGCACCGCCCGCAACGCCGCCGGGGUCCUGCGGGCCGACUUCCCGCUGUCCGUGCUCAGGGGCGGCCGGGCGGCGGCCCCCUCCGAGAGCGGCCCCGACGGCACGGCCUUCCCGGUGGCCGAGUGCCUGAAGCCCCCCGACAGCGAGGACUGCGGCGAGGAGCAGACCCGCUGGCACUUCGACACCCAGGCCAACGACUGCCGCACCUUCUCCUUCGGCCACUGCCACCGCAACCUGAACCACUUCGCCACCUACGAGGCGUGCGUGCUGGCCUGCAUGCGGGGCCCGCUGGCCGUGUGCAGCCUCCCGGCCCUGCAGGGGCCCUGCAAGGCCUACGCGCCGCGCUGGGCCUACAACAGCCAGACGGGCCAGUGCCAGUCCUUCGUGUACGGGGGCUGCGAGGGCAACGGCAACAACUUCGAGAGCCGCGAGGCCUGCGAGGAGUCCUGCCCCUUCCCUCGGGGCGACCAGCGCUGUCCGGCCUGCAAGCCGCGGCAGAAGCUCGUGACCAGCUUCUGCCGCAGCGACUUCGUCAUCCUGGGCCGGGUCUCAGAGCUGACCGAGGAGGCCGACGCCGGCCGCGCCCUGGUGACCGUGGACGAGGUCCUCAAGGACGAGAAGAUGGGCCUCAAGUUCCUGGGCCGGGAGCCGCUGGAGGUCACCAUGCUGCAGGUGGACUGGGCAUGCCCGUGCCCCAACGUGACGGUGGGCGAGGCGCCGCUCAUCAUCAUGGGCGAGGUGGAGGGCGGCAUGGCUAUGCUGAGGCCCGACAGCUUCGUGGGCCCGUCGAGCGCCCGGCGGGUCAGGAAGCUCCGUGAGGUCUUACACAAGAAGACCUGUGACGUCCUCAAGGAGUUCCCCGGCCUGCACUGAGGCCACCACCUGCCCCGGCCCUCCUCACCUCCCCAUCCCACGGCCCCUAAGGCCACAAACUGGGCAAGAUCAGAGGAAGACAGUCACAGGCCAUGGAGCCAAGGUCCACAGGCCACGGGGCCACGGUCACAGGCCACGGGGCCACAGGCCACGGGGCAGGGGAAUGCCACCGAGGGUAGAGAGCCACCUCUAGUCUUUGGGGUCAGUGAAGGGUCCGUGUUUCUUUUUUUAGCCCAGGGGGACAAAGGAGAAAUCACUAGACAUGUGAGGGUUAUUCCUGAUGAUCCGCCCACCACCUCCCCGGCUCCCCAACCUGAGCUCAAGAGCGGCUGACAGGUAGCCGAGUGACUCAGCUUGCAGAGGUGACAUGGGGGUCACAGGUGCCCCACAACCUCCGGGCCACCAUGAGCAGGGUCCACUGUGCGAAGGGUCAUAGGCAGCAGGAAGCCAGAGGCACCAUCAACCCAGCACACACUGCCCUGAGCAGAGGCUGUGGACAUCUGUGAAUUGCUCCCUAGGUGCCGGGGGAGACAUCAGAAAGCUGUCCCUAGGUGCCCCACACCCACACACAAAUCCCUGGGGCCCCCCCGCAGACCCAGGCUGGCACUGUCCGCUGUCCCGCAUUUCCCCCUGGUGUGUGGCGGGCUCGCGGAGGCCCAAGGCUGACAGAGGCCCCAGGAUCCAGUCCCAGCCGGAGGAGGUAAUGGAGGACUCAAAGCUUGUGGGAGGGAGAGGAAUGCUGCUCGCUGUCUCCCUCUGGUGGCCGCCGAGGCGCCCACAGGGAUUUGGAGGGAGGCGUAGGUGGGGCCCAGCCGGGAAGGAAGGGGGGAGUAGCCCCCUGAUGGCUUCUUUUGUGCAUUUCCAGACUCCUGCGUGGGCCCCACUGCCCCACCCCUCGAGAGAGGAAUGGGAGCCCCUCUGUCAACUCUGUAUCUGCCCCCCUGCUCCCUCCUCUGCCCUUCGCCUGGUCCAGCAGCCACUCCCCAGCUCAGAAAGCCUCUGGGGUGUCCCCACGUCCCCGUGCUUCCUCAGUGUAGGGAGGAAGCUGCUAAUUAAAAGUUCAUAGCAUCA